Molecule: messenger RNA, 2145 nt
Organism: Trichoderma reesei QM6a
Lineage: Eukaryota; Fungi; Ascomycota; Sordariomycetes; Hypocreales; Hypocreaceae
Product: glutamate-cysteine ligase
Exons: 5
Biological process (GO): glutathione biosynthetic process
Cellular component (GO): glutamate-cysteine ligase complex
Molecular function (GO): glutamate-cysteine ligase activity
Source: RefSeq, a predicted model, not a curated record
GCCCUGGGAACGGCACUGGAGUGGCCAGAAGCCAAGCUGCGCGCAAACCAAGUGAGAGAAUGGGGCAUCAGGCAACUCCUGGAGAUAUGGAACAAGGCCAAGGGCAAGGAACGGGAUGCCAUGUUGUGGGGAGAUGAGGUCGAGUAUCUUGUCGUCAUGUAUUCAAAGGAUGAUCCAAAAGUUCUCCUUUCCCUUCGACAAGCCGAGAUCCUCAAGGCUCUCUCCAACAAUGAGGCGCUUGCUGAGGCGGGUUCUGUGCCUGCGCUCCAGGAUGAGGCGCCUAUCGCGAAAACAUACAAAAACAGCGGGGCUCUGCCCGUCUUUCACCCCGAGUUCGGCCGCUUCAUGCUCGAGGCUACCCCAGGGAAGCCUUGGGGCAUUGGGCUCAAGGAACUCCUCGGAGUUGAGCCCGAUAUGAAACUCCGGAGGAAGAUUGCCAAGGAGCACAUGCUGUCCACCGAGUACCCCAUCACCCUGACCACCUUCCCCCAGAUUGGCGUUCCAGGCCAGUUCACUCACCCCUUUUACCCUCCCUCGGGGCCCAAGCUGCGCUCGCAGUUUGUGCCGGACGAGAUUGCCAAUCCUCACAUCCGCUUCCCAACCUUGGCCGCCAAUAUUCGCGCCCGGAGGACCCGCAAGGUGCAAGUCAACGUUCCCAUCUUCCGUGACAAAAACACACCGAUCCCCUGGAAAGAUCCCACGGUCAACUACGAUCUCCACAACUGGCCCGAAGAUGACGACGUCCGCAACGGAGCCGCUCCAGACAACUUCAUCCACAUGGACGCAAUGGCUUUUGGAAUGGGGAGCUGCUGUCUCCAGAUCACCUUUCAGGCCAAGAACAUUGUCGAGGGCAGGGAGCUGUAUGAUCAGCUAAGUCCUCUCGGCCCCAUCAUGCUGGCCUUGACCGCAGCAACGCCCAUUUACAAAGGCUUCGUGGCGGGCACUGAUGUGCGGUGGAAUCAGAUCAGUCGCUCGGUCGACUGCAGGACACCAGAGGAGCUGGGCGAAAAGCCCUUGAAGCAUGAUCGCUGGAGGAUACCCAAGUCGCGAUAUGCCCCCAACUCCACGUACAUCUCCACAAACCCUCGACUUCGCCCAGAGUACUUGGAUCCCAAUCUGGUCUUUGAUCCGGACCUCAAGGCCAAGCUGAUCGAGGGGGGCAUGGAUGAUCUUUUGGCCACCCAUUUCGCCCAUCUCUUCAUCCGAGACCCCAUCGUCAUCUUUGAGGAAGACCUCCAGGAGCUUGAUUUGACCAAGACGGACCACUUUGAGAACAUUCAAUCGACUAACUGGCAGCACAUGCGGUUUAAGCCUCCCCCAGCUGACAACAACAUUGGCUGGAGAGUCGAGUUCCGUUCGAUGGAGAUUCAGGUGACUGAUUUCGAGAACGCAGCGUUCUCAGUCUUCAUGGUUCUGAUCACAAGAGCGAUCCUCUCGUUUGACCUCAACUUCUACAUUCCCAUCAAGAAGGUGGACGAAAACAUGGAGCGAGCCCACGGCAUUGAUGCCGUUCUCAAGGACAAGUUUUACUUCCGCAAGAACCCCUUCCCACCCCGACCGUCGCGCGCGAAUACCGUCUUCAACGACGAUAGCCGGCCUGGUUCUGCGAUGCCCAGUCGGCCAGGAAGCCCCGGCAGCCUCCCUCCUGUCGAGGAGGAGUACGAAGAAAUGACGAUCAAUGAGAUUAUCAACGGCUCUCCCGACGGAGACUUUCCAGGACUCAUCCCCAUUGUUGAAAGCUACCUUGACAGUGUCAACGUCGAUGUCCAGACCCGGUGCGAGCUGGCAACGUAUCUCUCUCUCAUCAGCAAGCGGGCGAGCGGCGAGCUCGACACGGCCGCACGCUGGAUUCGCAACUUUGUCGACGCCCACCCCAACUACAAGCACGACAGCGUCGUCGACGACGUCAUCACCCACGACCUCAUCGGACACGUCGUGGCCAUUGGCGAGCGGGAAAGCACCGGCAGGGGCUUUGCCGGGCUGGACGUUCCCGGCCUCUCCAAAUUCCUGGGCAACUUCCGCGCCACGUGCGGGCAGGCGAAUGCGCCGGAUGCCGGCGACAACGUCGAAGAAGCAGAUCGUGUGUCGCGGAAGCGGAAGAGCGAGUGGAUAGACGGGGCAACAACGGCCGAGGUUGGGGCGUAG